This is a messenger RNA of Rana temporaria (common frog), 2238 nucleotides long. Its product is annotated as high choriolytic enzyme 1-like. NCBI's taxonomy places the organism in Eukaryota, Metazoa, Chordata, Amphibia, Anura, Ranidae. The record is from RefSeq and is a predicted model, not a curated record. Gene Ontology annotation, biological process: proteolysis. Gene Ontology annotation, molecular function: metalloendopeptidase activity; zinc ion binding. The transcript is spliced from 13 exons. The coding region runs from base 141 to 1601 and encodes 486 amino acids.
CUUUCUCCGUUUGUGUGUCCUGACGAAGGGUGCUGAUUGGUGCCUAUUAUACUCUUGUCUUGUUCUAAUCUGUUACACAGCUGAAAUAGGUUAAUGUGAAGCAGACUUCAGAGGCUGUAGGAAAACCUUGUUUCAGUUCCAUGGACGCCGCCAAAUACAUCCUUAUCAUUUCUUACCUGUUACCACUCCAGAUUUCACUUGCAACAGACAGCCAAAAUGGAGCUGAAGACAGCGAGGACGAUGUCACCAGCAUCAUAGCCAAGCUAAACAAAGGUAGUAAGAAACUGAUCAAUCAUGGAGAUAUCGCUGUAAAACUCAGUCGCAGUGCUCUGACUUGUCCAGGACAGACGUGCUUCUGGCCAAAAUCCAGCUCUGGAAUUGUAACUGUUCCCUACACCCUGUCUGUGGACUACACAUCCACUGAUUCUGCAAUCAUCUAUUCCGCCAUUCAGGAGUACACCUCUCUAACCUGCAUUCGGUUUGUGGAGCGUAGAACAGAGACUGAUUAUAUCCGGAUCCAAUCAGUAGAUGGAUGUUGGUCCUACCUGGGGAGAAUCGGAGGACCCCAAGUUCUCUCACUAUUGAACCCCGGCUGUGUGUUGAAAGGGAUUGUACAGCACGAGCUCAAUCAUGUCCUGGGCUUUGUCCACGAGCACACCAGGAGUGACCGCGAUACCUACGUCUACAUCGAAUGGGCAAACAUUCCAGAUGUAUACAAAAGCAACUUUGAGAUGACCCAACCAGCUACCGAUAACGUGGGCCUGCCGUAUGAUUACACUUCUGUGAUGCACUAUGGGAGAUAUGCGUUCAGCAAUGCUCCUGGGAAGGCAACCAUUGUCCCAAAGCUGGAUCCCAGUGUCCCUAUAGGGCAGAGGUAUGGACUGAGUGGCCUGGACCUUCAGAAGAUCAAUCGUCUUUAUCAGUGUGAUGUCUGCAGCUCUCUCCUCUUUGAUCCAUCGGGAUCUCUGCAUUCAGGAUAUGCGCAAUCAGCCAAUCAGAACAGAUCACAAUGUGUGUGGCUCAUUCGGAUCCCUACAAACAAGGUGUUCCUGCAGUUUCAAAGCUUUGAUCCCUCUCCCGGCUGCAUCUCAGACUCUGUGAAGGUGUAUGAUGGGGCCGGCAAGAUGUCUCCUCUACUGAUAAACACUACUUGUGGGAUGAAGAAGCUCCCUCCCGUCUUGUCCUCAGGAAACCUGAUGUUUGUGGAAUUUUUAAGUGGUGGAGCUUCAACUUUCACAGCUUCCUAUCAGACAGUGGCAUGUGGUGGAAUGCAAACGAAAGUGAAUGGAACUGUGACCUCUCCGGGGUACCCCACCAAGUACCUACCUUCCACGGAUUGUAUAUGGUCUAUUGUGGCACCUUCUGGGCAUAGAGUACAGCUGAACUUCAUCUCCUUUACACUGGAGUCCUCCCGUAAUUGUGUCUAUGAUUACUUGUCUAUCUCGGACAGCUCUCGAUCUGGCACCUCGGUAUCGGACAAGUAUUGCGGGGCCAAGAAUAUGCCGCCACUAGUGUCUUCUGGGAACUGGAUGGGGUUGCAAUUCCACUCGGACAAGUCAGUCCAGAGCACCGGGUUCCAGGCCACAUAUAGCUGGGUGUGAGACGUUGGAUGGAGACGGAUGAUCUUGGAACAGACUACACUUUGUUUUAAUCCAACAGAAAGAAUUUAAAGGAAACCAGUGCUGUCAAAGCACCCAAUAACCUAACCUCGGGAAUGUUAUCUGACAUAAUCCAGAGCCCUCACAAUGAAACAAUUCAAAUUCAACCAGUCUGUCGAAGCACCCAAUGACCCAGACUUAAGAAUGUUAUUUUACAUAAUCCGGGGUGCUCAGAACACAUUUCAACAAGUCUGUUGAUGCACCUAAUAACCCAGCCUCAAGUAAAGAUAUCUCACAUUAUACUGAAGCUUUCAAACUGAAAGAAUUUAAAGUCAACCAGUCUGUUAAAGCAUCCAAUAACCUACCCUCUAAUAUUGUUAUCUGAUUUUUUUUCAAUGCCUUUAAAAUGAAAAAAAAAAAUCAAGUCUACAAGUCUGUUGAAGCUCCCAAAAACCGAACCUCUAGUAAUGUUAUCUCACAUGAUUCAGGGCCUUCACACUGAAAGAAUUUAAAGUUACCUGAUCUGUUAAAGCAUCCAAUAACUUAACCUCUAAUAUUGUUAUCUGAUUUUUUUUUCAAUGCCUUUAAAAUGAAAAAAAAUAAAAAUGAAGUCUACACGUCUGUUGAAUCUCCCAAUAAC